GGUGGGUGGGUGAACAGGUGUAUGCGUGUGUGUGUGUUCAGUGCCAGUAUUUAAAGAGCAAGGACACAUUCCCUAACCUCAUGUUCUCUGUCAUCAUGGAGCUGAAAGUUGUGUUUUUGAUUGUCUGUCUGGCGGCUUUGGCCAUCUAUUCAACUGAAGCUGGCAUCCCAAAAUGCUGCAUCACAACAAAAAAGGUCGUCCCCGACUCAGUGCUGCUGAAGGUUCAAAGGAUGAGCGUGCAGCAAAGCAACGGCGCCUGUGACAUCCCUGCACUGAUACUGUAUGUAAAGGACGCAAGGAAGGCCAUAUGCGCUCAUCCCAAAGUGAAGAAAAGGCUGAGAGCGCUGCAGUGGAUGAUACAGAACGAGAAGAAAGCGUAGAGACCUGGAAUGAAACAUUACACGAAAUUUGUCUGUGUGUUGUUUUUUCUACUGUCGGUGUUUCAAGAGCUUACGUUGUACAGAAACCUCUUAUGGUUAUAUUUUUUUGUUUAUUGAUUAUGAUAAUUUUGUGGUACUGGUACUUGGGCAUUUUUAUUUUAUACUACUCUAUACAGUACUUCUACACCACAACAUUUCAGAGGGAAAUAUUGUACUUUAAUAAUUACUUUUCAGAUCAAGGUUUUACACACAAAAUCAGUUUAUAAAAUCUGAUGCAUUGUUAUAGAUUUGCAUCGAGCUUGCAUGUUAAUGCAUUAAUAAUAAUGAUCAACGGGGAGGGCAUUCUGCAUCACUUUUACAUUGAGCAUAUUUUGUUGCUUAUGUACUAUUGUGUAAAACACAGGAGUUUUACUUAUAAUGGAAUAUUUUUUAUAAUGUGUUGAAUACUAUUUCCACCAUUGCAUUUAAACAAUCAUUGUAAAAAAAAUAAAAAAUAAAUCUCUGUAAAAUGUGAUUUAA
Molecule: messenger RNA, 899 nt
Organism: Sebastes umbrosus (honeycomb rockfish)
Lineage: Eukaryota; Metazoa; Chordata; Actinopteri; Perciformes; Sebastidae
Gene: ccl27b
Product: chemokine (C-C motif) ligand 27b
Exons: 3
Coding region: 81-380 (99 amino acids)
Biological process (GO): immune response
Cellular component (GO): extracellular region
Molecular function (GO): chemokine activity
Source: RefSeq, a predicted model, not a curated record